This is a messenger RNA of Ictidomys tridecemlineatus (thirteen-lined ground squirrel), 2333 nucleotides long. The record is from RefSeq and is a predicted model, not a curated record. Lineage: Eukaryota; Metazoa; Chordata; Mammalia; Rodentia; Sciuridae.
AUGACCUCUGCACAUCCUUCCAGCAUGCUGCGUCUUCUUGUUUGCCAUAAAAAAUGUAUGGCAAACUUAACCAUCAUUUGCGGUCAUCGGAAACUUUGGGGGAAAACACACUUAUUUAGAGCAGAAUUCUCACACAAUGCCAAAAAGGAGCCAGAUGGCAUUCCUUUCAUAAUCAAAAUGUAUGCAUCAGAGAUUGAAAAGACAGCCUUGUGUUUACCAGGAAUUUAUCACGUCAGUGGCAACAAGGCAAAAACUGCAAUGCUGUGUCAAGCUCUGGAAAACGGAAGGCAUUUAGUAGAUCUGUCUGAAUUUACUUCACAUGACAUCUGUGAAGUGUUAAAAUCAUACCUUCAACAGCUACCAGAAUCAGUGGUUUUAUUCCGAUGGUACCAGAAAUUUAUGGAGCUUGCAAAUAUCAUCCAACAUAUUAACCAAGAACAGGACACCAAAAGGGACAACUCUGAAGACAACACAUAUAUAGAAAUCAAUCAAAUUCUUCUCAAAACCAAGGACCUUCUAAGACAAUUGCCAUCGUCCAAUUUUAACACUCUACAUUACCUUAUCGUCUAUCUUAAGCAGGUAGUAGACCAUUCUGAAGAAAACCUGAUGAACUCAAAAAACUUGGGGGUGAUAUUUGGACCCUGUCUCAUGAGGCCCAGGCCUACAACCACUCCUGGUACCAUCUCCUCCUCUCUUGCUGCAUAUGCCAAUCAGGCCUUGUUGGUAGAGUUUCUCAUUACCAACGCACAGAUGAUCUUCGAUGGGUCCCUAGAGCCACACAAUGUUUCGUGUAGUACAGAUAUUAUUGCACCUCGGGUGGAUAAAAGCUGUCCUUACAAACCUGUGAUGUCAACAGAACAUUCCACAAAGUCACAAUAUUUUUCUAUAAAGCAAGAUAUCCACACUGCAGAUAUUGAAAUUGAAAAAUUUGAAUCAGCUACAUCAUUUGAGGAAUCAGAAUGCAAGAAAAAUGCAUUGGAAAAAUGGGGUGCAUGUCUCAUUGAUAACAAAGAUAUUGAAUCAUCAUCCCAAAAGAUGGACAAUAUGUGUAAAAUCACGAAACCACUUAGUCUGAAAUCUGAUGUGGCAACAAAUGAUAUACAGAGGCCUAUGCCAAGCACCAAGAUCAGAUGUUUCUGUUUGCCUGUAGAUAGGUUCCAUCUUGCAAGCUCUCCUAAUGAGAGAAAUAGCAGAAAUGUGGAAAAUGUCAAUUCAGACAAGUUUUGCCAGAAUUUUACCUUUGAAGGACUUAAUAGAAAAGAUACCCCUACUACUGUUGGUUCCCAAUUUAAUGGCUUUGAUCAUCAGAUUCCACAAAAAACUCAGGGACAACAAUGUGAACCAAAGAACUUAACUGGAACAAGUGCAGUGAUUGUGCCAAGUGCACUCCAGGAAAAAGUGACAAUGAGCAUCAAGGUUAGUGGUGACCAUUCCAGCGGUGACACACAGCCCAUCACGCCAGCCAGAUCAGCAAGAGAGGCACCAGUGAGACUGUCCUCUCAUUCUCACUGUCUUUCUCCUGCAAGAGCACCCAGAAUACUGCAGCCCCAUCUCUCGACAACAUUUUACAAACUACUUACCCUGACCAGCAAAGUCAGGUGGGCUGAGGAGAGACCAGCUUCACUUUCAGCAGCUGUGCCUCCUAGCACAGCUCUUACUCCCCUGAGUCAUGUGGAGAAAUCUGUUCCAGAGGCAGACAGCACAUCACCUUGUCCUUUGCAGCCAGCUGCUGAGCCUAAAGAGAACUCUGAGGAGCUCGGCCUGCCAGACAUGAAUCCAAUGUGCCAGGGACUCAGGCUAAAACAAAUGCAAGAGUUACAAGACCUUGAAUUUGAAAUGCCACAGUUUGUGUAGGGUUGUCAAAAUUCAGUUUUUUUUUUCUUGUUUUGUUUUGUGGUAUUGUGUUUAUUUUAUGAAAGAAUGUUGUGACAGAACCCCUUUUGUAUAGGAUGGCCAAAGUGUGUAUUUUGCCUUUUGGCCUUGUAUCGUGUUUGCUAGUCCUAUAGAAUGGUAGUGUUUUAAUCAUAUAGAAUGAUAGUGCCUCACUGGUAUUGUCUUUAAAUUAUGUGUUUUUGAAGUUGUGCAUAAAAUAAGUAUUAUAAUUUUAAAUUUCGAAUUAUUUUCUCUAUAAAAUGAUUCAUGUAAAUGCAUCCUUAAUGUAUAAUAUUGUUCUCACAAAUAGGGGCAGUAGGGGAAAAUGAGCUUUAUUUUGGAGCAAACCUGGUGCUGGUUCAUAAAAUAUUUCUGAAUCCAAGUGCCUGAAAAAUCUUGAUUGGGUAUGAAUAUAUUUUUGCCCACAUAAUGUUCUAGUGCAUCUUUGACCACUUGUGUUG